GCCACCUAUAAUAGUCAACAACUGAUAAAUAUAUUUUGAAAACAGGUUUAAACCCUCCGCUCUGCGAACCCCAACUCUCUUCAUCUAUUAUACGCAUCCGCAUCUGUAGCAGUUGCCUCGCUAGUUUUGUCCGCUUUAGUAGAGCUUUCGGAAUCGUUUGUUGUUGUUGAUUGAUGAUGAUCUUUUAAAUCAUCAUAAAGGAGUCAAAUAUUUCAAAUCAAAUUAAAAAUGCUUUACAUUUACAUGUGCUGUAGCUAACAAGUGUCCCAGUGUGUUUGUAUGUGUAUGUGUGUGUGCCUGUGUGUAUAUCUUUUUUAAUUAAUUGUUAUUUGUUAAAUUUAUAUAUAUGCAUACAAACGCAAUCCCAACCCAUACAUAGAGUGUAUAAAAAAGAGAAGAAAAAAAAAACAAGAAACAAGAAAAGAUCAGCGAUUGAACGAUUCGAACGGAUCGCAUUCAUAUACACAUAUAUGUAAUUGAUUAUAAUCUAUGAAUAGGAGCAGCAGUACCUGUAUCUGUAUCUGCAUUUGCAUCUGAUUCAAAUUCAAAUUUGAAAGUAGAGAUUAUAUACAUUUCGAUUUGUGUGUUGUUUUUUUUUUUUUAAAUAACCAUAAUGGAAAUUUGGCGCUCGCUAACAGUCGGCGCAUUUCUAUUACUGGGACUCGUUUGCUUCUAUGGCUAUGUGGAAUCGUGCAAUGAAGUCGUCUGCGCAUCAAUCGUAUCCAAAUGCAUGCUCACGCAGAGCUGUAAAUGUGAGCUCAAGAACUGCUCCUGCUGCAAGGAGUGUCUCAAAUGUCUGGGCAAGAAGUACUAUGAGGAAUGUUGUAGCUGUGUCGAACUAUGCCCAAAACCCAACGACACAAGAAACUCGCUGUCAAAGAAAUCGCACGUAGAGGAUUUCGAUGGAGUACCAGAGUUGUUUAACGUUUGGGCCACUGGGCCGGAAGAUAGUGAACUUGAAUGGGAUGUUUUCACAUUUCAAGUUGAUUUCGAUAAGGUUUUGGCUGGUCCCAAACUGGAGAAAGAUGUUAAUUACUAUCGAAAAACAAAUGACAAAAAUCUAGACGAGGCCAUAAAGGAGCGAGAUAAUAAUAUUGUGACUGUUAAUUGUACUGUCAUAUAUAUGGAUCAGUGUGUCUCGUUGAAUAAAUGUCGCCAAAGUUGUCAAUUAACAGGCGCCAGUAGCUACAGAUGGUUUCACGAUGGCUGCUGCGAGUGCGUAGGAUCGACGUGUAUAAACUACGGUGUAAAUGAAAGUCGCUGUCGUCAUUGUCCAAAGGAUGAUUUUGAUGAAAAUAUUGAUGAAGAAAUGCAGGAUUUUGGUGAAAAUAUGGGCCCAUUUGAUGGCUCUGUGAAUAGUAACUAUUGAGGGGAAGCAACAAAAUGCCAUUCAAUGAACAGAACAAACGCAAUUUAACAAAAUUUAGUUACUCAAUUCAGUGACAUUAUUAAUGUGUAGUACGAAAUAAUAUUUGUAUAGUUUAUUAUUAUUAUUUUAUUUUUAUAUAUUUUAAAAUAAUAGACACUUCAUUGUUUUACAUGCAUAUAUAAAAGUAUACAUAAUUUUUUUUUUUUUAAGUAAAAAUAAAGAACCUUUAAUCUGAUCAAAUGUAAA
Messenger RNA from Drosophila willistoni, 1615 nucleotides. RefSeq names its product protein twisted gastrulation (gene cv). The coding region runs from base 614 to 1369 and encodes 251 amino acids. The record is from RefSeq and is a predicted model, not a curated record. NCBI's taxonomy places the organism in Eukaryota, Metazoa, Arthropoda, Insecta, Diptera, Drosophilidae. The transcript has 4 exons. Gene Ontology annotation, biological process: regulation of BMP signaling pathway.